AUGCUAGGUUUUGUAGGUAGUUCUAGUUGUAAGGGGGAAGUGUGCGAAUUGAAAUUGACUCUGAAGGGAAGGCAUUGGAAAAUAGAAGGACGUUGUCAAAAUAAUGAAAACAAGUUAAAACAAGAAAGGGAAUUUUUGACAAGUUGUCAAUAUUCUGACGAUACUGGAUAUCACAGAGUGAGGAGCGGAGUGGAUGUUUGGUUCACGGCCAGUUUACCGGCCUACAGGGUGCACCCAAGGAGCAGCGAGAGCAGUGGCGAGAAGAACGAUUCAAUAUUGGCGGCACAAAAGCUGAACCUGUCAGCUUCUCCACAUAGGAAAAAGAGGUACAGCCUGGAAGAAGGGGAUGGCACGGGAUUCUGUGGAGCUCUGCAAAGAACUCCUCCACCAGUACCUCCAGCGCUACUCAGAAAAAUUGGAGUAAAGGAAGUUACAGGGGUUGGAAAGUCUCGCAUGAAACUGUGCAAUUGUAUGGACGGUCACUACAAACAAUGCCCUAAUGAACUGCCUGAGAAACUGCCGAAGACAAAUAAAAGGCCAACCUCUCGGUAUCUGGACUGCUCGGAUUCUGGAUGGAGGAUGAAGUUCCGGAAAGGCCGGAGAUGCUCGAUUCCCGACGAAACUUGUCCAUUAUCGCUGCACACGUGUCACUGGCACCUCUCGAUGCCUGAAAAGUUCCACUUCUCGCCCAGUCCUCAGGCGAGGAAAGUUGUACAUUAUAAGUGGCUGGACCGCCACCGAGUAUCGAGAAGCGGGCCCGAGGCCUGA
This is a messenger RNA of Phaedon cochleariae (mustard beetle), 768 nucleotides long. The record is from the annotation of a GenBank genome assembly. NCBI's taxonomy places the organism in Eukaryota, Metazoa, Arthropoda, Insecta, Coleoptera, Chrysomelidae.